CGGACUACGAACUCGAUUUAUCGACUUUCUCACUGCUUAGCCGACUUGCCUUGCCGGCAUGUCGAGCUCGCGUGAUGGGUACAUUCGUGUGUGGGUGCUUGAUCCAGCGAGAGAAAGGAACAUGCAGGCUCUCCGCGAACGCGAGAUCGGCGCACACGACAUCCAUUCUCCACUUGCCCCUUCGAACCAGCCCAAUUCGCCUUCCCGGCUUUCGGCUACUCCUGACCGCUCCACUCAGACCUCCUCCAUUGAUUCACAUAACGAUUAACGACCCAACUCAAUCAUGAAGCUCGAAGCCGUCGCAGCGGCCACGUUGCUGGCCGCCUGGGUGCCGGCGACGCUCGCGUUACCCAGCACACGCACCCUGCGCGGUGUCAGCCCUUACAAGGCGCUCUAUUAUCCCGAGACGCUGGACAGGAGUGAACUCCAAAACCUGCCUCCUAACAGGGGCGGUGUCUCCGUGGCGAUCGAGACGCACAGGCUCGAGUACCAGCAUCCUCGUUGGGAUCCCUACAAUGACAAGCAGCGCCCAGAGUGGGCAGACAAGGUCGUUAAGAAGCUGAACAAGGCCUCCGACCGCCUGGAGAAGCUCUCUGGGUCCAUCGGUAUCGACUUUGCUGCCGUCUCCGCUGUCGCUCACUGGCUCUCUUCCAAGAGCGAACACGCUCGCUACCCGGGCUACCCGAAGGAGACCUUCAACCUCAACCACAUCUUCGACCAAAAUGAUACAGCCACGAUUCAGGGCAGGUUGCCUGGCGGCAGCGGCUUCCCCUAUGGCGACCCCAACUCGCCUGUCCGUGGCGUCAACAUUGGCAACUGGCUACUAUUCGAGCUCUGGAUGGAUCCUGGGCUGAACAGCUGGCUCAAUGACCACUCACAAAACGCGCCAUACAACGGUGCCAUUAUUGACGAGUGGACCGCCGGUCUCUACACCGACGCAAGCUUCCUUACCAAGACUAUGAAUGACCACUUCAACAGCUGGAUGACCGAGAAUGACUGGAAGAACAUCGCGGCCGCUGGCUUGAACCACGUCCGUAUUCCCAUCCCUUACUUUGCCUUCCCCGACCUGAUCGGGUCUGCGCCCUACGUCGCCGCCAACCGCUUCGAUGCGCUCAAGGAGGGUGUCUUACUCGCUGGCAAGUAUGGCCUCAAGGUCUGGAUCGACCUGCACGGCGUUCCGGGUUCUCAGAACGGCUUCGACAACAGCGGCCACGCUGGCAGCAUCAACUGGCCGUACAAUCCAAGCUACUACACCGCAACUCAACAGGCACUCAACUAUUUGAUCAGCGAAUUCUCCAAGGACCAGUACAAAGGCAUCGUCACCGGUAUCGAAGCCGUGAACGAGCCUCAAGCCCAGAACAACGGGGACGUCAAGAGCCUUCUCAACACAUACUAUCCCUGGGCUCACGAAGCAAUUGCCCACCCUAACAGGGACAAGUCCGUGUCGAGCAACUUGACGAUGGUCGCACACGAUGGCUUCCUUGGCCUCGGCUACUGGGCUAACUUCUGGACUGGGAGCAACCGCGAUCGCGUACUCUUGGACAAGCAUCCGUACUUUGUCUACUCUGACCAGCAGAAGCAGGAGAAGGACACCGCUCGUCUUCGUGAGGUCUGUGCGCUCUCCGACGAAAUCUGGAACUCCAACCAGCUCUACCCUUCGAUCAUGGGCGAGUGGUCUACUAGCGGCCCGAAUGGCGACAAGAGUGACGACCGCGACUUCCCUGUCAACCAGUCUCCUGUCCAAUUCCCUUCUGGUCCUAACUACCCAUACUCUCAACAGUACAUGGUCUUCCUCUCGAGGAACUGGGCGACGCAAGUCCAGACUUAUGAGUACAACGCCGCAGGCUGGGUGUACUGGGCUUGGAAGAACGCCGGAGCUCCUGACUGGAGUUAUCAGACAGGUCUGAAGUACGGUUGGAUUCCUCAGGAUGCCAGCACGCAGCCUUGGGGUGACGACAUUUGCAACAAUCUUUAAGUGCAUAUACCAAAUUCAGUAACCUUUGAAGCUGUACGCAAAGCAGUCGGAACGCCAGCAUAUGUAUCUUGUCAUCUCCUAACCCUAGGCCACGUCCGUCACCGGAGCUGUUCGGCAACUGUUUAUCUUGUGGAACAGCACGCCUCUCCCCAUUACUUGGGGCAUACCUAUCUAGCUAUCCAUGGGAAUAGUCUCCGCAAGGACCUGUUGAUGCCGUAAGACAGCCAUUAAGCUUCAUCUGCCUUGCUGGCUAUUGCGUCUACAUGUAUGGGCUUCCACUCUGAAGCGAACGGAUCACGGAAUGCGCGCGAAGGUUGGUGAUGAAUGUGAAUAUUUUGUGGACCGUUACUAGUCUUGCGUCCUAAGAA
Molecule: messenger RNA, 2343 nt
Organism: Tilletiaria anomala UBC 951
Lineage: Eukaryota; Fungi; Basidiomycota; Exobasidiomycetes; Georgefischeriales; Tilletiariaceae
Product: glycoside hydrolase family 5 protein
Exons: 9
Coding region: 284-1975 (563 amino acids)
Biological process (GO): glucan catabolic process
Cellular component (GO): extracellular region; cell surface
Molecular function (GO): beta-glucosidase activity
Source: RefSeq, a predicted model, not a curated record